Molecule: messenger RNA, 2101 nt
Organism: Daucus carota subsp. sativus
Lineage: Eukaryota; Viridiplantae; Streptophyta; Magnoliopsida; Apiales; Apiaceae
Product: DEAD-box ATP-dependent RNA helicase 8
Exons: 9
Coding region: 194-1651 (485 amino acids)
Biological process (GO): negative regulation of translation; P-body assembly; cytoplasmic stress granule assembly
Cellular component (GO): P-body; cytoplasmic stress granule
Molecular function (GO): ATP binding; RNA helicase activity; mRNA binding
Source: RefSeq, a predicted model, not a curated record
CAUUUCGCAGUACUUACGGUUACUACUGUAUCUAUCACAACAUCCCCAACCCCCUUCUCUGAAAAAACUAGGGUUUCCCACUUGUAAAAACACACGCUCACUCCUUUCAAUUACACACACAUCUCAAUUACACUCGAUCUCAGACGUCAAUUCAAUCUAACAAUUCUUCAAUUUGCGAUCCGAUCUGUGUGGAAUGAACUCGCGAGGUAGAUACCCGCCGGGAAUCGGCGGCGCCGGCGGCGGAAACCCUAAUUAUCAGCCACGGAACCCCAACCCUAACCAGCAGUAUGUACAGAGGAACUAUAUGCAGAAUCAGCAGCAGUUUGCGCAACAGCCGCAGCAGAACACGCAGCAGCAAUGGCUGAGGAGGGGCCAAAUUGGAGGCGAUUCGGGAGCCGAGGAGGUCGAGAAGACGGUGCAGUCGGAAGCGGCUGAUACGAGCUCAAACGAUUGGAAGGCCCGAUUAAAGCUUCCACCGCAGGACACUCGGUACAGGACAGAGGAUGUAACAGCAACUAAAGGAAAUGAAUUUGAAGACUAUUUUCUGAAACGCGAGCUGCUUAUGGGGAUCUAUGAGAAGGGUUUUGAAAAGCCCUCUCCAAUUCAGGAGGAAAGUAUACCCAUUGCUUUGACUGGCAGUGAUAUUCUUGCUAGAGCUAAAAAUGGUACUGGCAAAACUGCUGCUUUUUGCAUUCCUGCAUUGGAAAAGAUUGAUCAAGACAAUAAUGUGAUUCAAGUUGUUAUACUUGUUCCUACCCGAGAAUUGGCUCUUCAGACUUCACAAGUCUGUAAAGAGCUUGGAAAACACUUAAAUAUUGAAGUCAUGGUUACAACUGGUGGAACUAGCUUAAAAGAUGAUAUCAUGCGUUUAUAUCAGCCAGUCCAUUUACUAGUUGGUACUCCUGGAAGAAUACUAGAUCUUGCAAAGAAGGGUAUUUGCAACUUGCAGAAUUGUGCAAUGCUUGUUAUGGAUGAGGCCGAUAAGCUCUUGUCCCCGGAGUUCCAACCUUCCAUAGAACACCUCAUUAGCUUUUUGCCUACAAAUCGUCAGAUUUUGAUGUUUUCAGCUACAUUUCCGGUGACAGUCAAGGAUUUCAAAGAUAGAUAUUUACAGAAGCCCUAUGUUAUCAACCUUAUGGAUGAGCUUACUCUGAAGGGAAUAACACAAUUUUAUGCUUUUGUUGAAGAAAGGCAGAAAAUACACUGCCUCAACACUCUCUUUUCGAAGCUUCAAAUCAACCAGUCGAUCAUAUUCUGCAAUUCUGUGAACCGUGUGGAGCUUCUGGCCAAGAAAAUUACAGAGCUAGGUUAUUCAUGCUUCUACAUUCAUGCAAAGAUGCUUCAGGACCACCGGAACAGAGUAUUUCAUGAUUUUCGCAAUGGUGCAUGCAGGAAUCUUGUCUGCACUGAUCUUUUUACAAGAGGGAUAGAUAUUCAAGCUGUCAAUGUUGUCAUAAAUUUUGAUUUCCCGAAAAGCGCUGAAACUUAUCUCCACAGGGUUGGUCGAUCUGGGAGAUUUGGACACCUUGGUUUGGCAGUGAAUCUGAUCACUUACGAAGACCGCUUUAACUUGUAUAGAAUUGAACAAGAACUUGGGACAGAGAUAAAGCAAAUUCCCCCACAUAUAGAUCAGGCAAUAUACUGCCAGUGAUCUGCCGUAGACCACCAUGCUUCUUUUGCAAGACUGGGAAUUUGGUGUGUGAUGGCACAGUUCAGCAGAUGUAUUAAACUCCUUUCAUGUUUUAAUUGUGAGCUUAACCUUUUUAUUUUGCACACAAAGGUCUAAGUAAAAGAUCCACAAUUGCAACCAUGUUUGUCAUGGUUGGGUCUUGUAGUCUUUCUCUUUCGAUUCUGUUUUUCACAGUCUAGGGUUGUGUUAUUAUCACCAUCUGGCCUUUAUUUGCCUUGUGUUGAUGCCAGCGCCUUUGAAAUCAAUAGAUAACUCCAGAUAUGUAGAAAGCUGGAGAAAUUCUAGGCAUCUGUACUUAAGGCUUUUCAUGGAACAACUGCAGAUUUCGAUCUGCCAAAUAAAUUGUGAUUUUUAGACUUCAACAAUCUCUGGACAAACUGGGAUUGGGAAAAUGAAAGCAGACAUUUCUCA